Molecule: messenger RNA, 522 nt
Organism: Theobroma umbraticum
Lineage: Eukaryota; Viridiplantae; Streptophyta; Magnoliopsida; Malvales; Malvaceae
Product: serine carboxypeptidase 1-like
Biological process (GO): proteolysis
Molecular function (GO): serine-type carboxypeptidase activity
Source: RefSeq, a predicted model, not a curated record
AAAUGAAAUUAAGAGCUUCUUUCUAAAUUUGGCGUUACAAGCCCAGCAUGCAAGAACGAGGUUGGACUAAAAGAUGGCCGCAUGUUUCAUUUUGGAUGUUGGUCGAAGCCAAUGCAGAGCUUAUGCGUGGACAGAUCGCCCGGUUACCAUUCUACCUAUCAUCAAGGAUAUCGUAGCAAGUGGAGUGAGCGUCUGGGUGUACAAGCAAGUUUAAUUUCAUCAAAAUUGGAUGAUGGCGACACAGACGGACGUGUGCCAGUUGCUGCCACUAGGUAUUCAUUAAACCUUCCCAAGCUCCCUGUCAAGACUGCAUGGCAUGCAUGGUAUACCAACCAAGAGGUUGGAGGGUAUGUGGUGGCGUGCGAAGGAUUGACAUUAGCUUCAGUUAGAGGAGCGGGGCAUCUGGUCCCAAGCAACCAGCCAGAACGUGCCCUAACCUUGAUUUCAUCAUUCCUUCAAGGGAUUCUCCCAUCCUUCCUCACCAUGACCCACAGGAUUCCCGACAAGAAAAUAGAAAGAUAG